Messenger RNA from Coccomyxa subellipsoidea C-169, 471 nucleotides. RefSeq lists its product as hypothetical. The coding region runs from base 1 to 471 and encodes 156 amino acids. The record is from RefSeq and is a predicted model, not a curated record. The transcript has 3 exons. NCBI's taxonomy places the organism in Eukaryota, Viridiplantae, Chlorophyta, Trebouxiophyceae, Coccomyxaceae.
AUGGAUCUGCUGGCAAAUGAGAUCAGGACAUCACUACCGCCAAUAACACUUCGAGUGACGAACGUGGUUGGGUAUAUAAUCCUCAUAGCCGUUAACAUUGCGGCCUCGACCGGUCUUCUGGGCCCGACAAACGCAGAAGUCAGCGCCAGACAUCCCACUCCCCUCACACCAGCCGGGUGGGCUUUCAGCAUAUGGGGUAUCAUUUUCGCCCUGCAAGGGCUGGGCGUCGUGUAUCAGGCCAUGCCCCAAGGAUACACCCCGGACGGUUGGAAGCAGCGCAUUGUCAACAGCGUGGGGUACGGGUGGCAGAUUGGAUGGUGCUUUGAGGUGGCAUGGCAGGUGGCCUUCACAGUGGACGCCCCAGCCUCGCCCUGGAUCUGCAUGUUUCUGUUGCUGGGGGCCUUCCUGGGAUUUGCCAUCACACUCCUCAGCCUCUUCAGGUACCUUCCUGGCCUGCAUGCUGUGACAUAG